AUGAGCUUUUUCAGCAGAAACAUAAACAGCAAGGACCGUCACAAAAUACAAAUCAUAUCUAACAGUACAGCUCCGUCUUUCGAGCCGAACAAUGAAUUCGUAACAUCAAGUUGCUGCUGCUGCGGCACAAUUCUUCAGCACCCAAAGAACAUCAGCAAAUUCAGGUGCUCAGUUUGCUACGUGACAGUGGUGUUACAGGGGACUGCAUUCACGCAAGAUAAGACGGAAUUGUUCGAUCUAGAUGAUAUGCGUGAAUUACUUAGCUCCUGUAACAACACUUAUCGGGAACUUGAUAAGGACGAGAAACGUCUCAGGAAACACGAAGUUUUUCAUCUUCUUGAGGAUUAUAUUGCCACGCGCAUGGUCACUAUCUUUCCAUUAAACGCAUCUUUUGAAAGCAGCAAUCCGAGAGAGAUGUUAGAUUAUGAUCAAGUAAAGGAAUUUUACAGAAUUUUAAUGGAAUUACCCACUAAAAAACCCUUUUAUUCAUUUUUGGUUGCUUGCAAUGAAUUGUUGAAACGUCCCCACGUUGCUCUUAAUACUCCGACACCUACAAACCCGAAAUACAAGCGUAUCGGAUUAUUUAGAUGGAUUCUUAUCAUAUUGGAAGUGCCUAUUUUUAAACAGACCCUAGCGAAUGCCGAAGCUCGAUGCAAUACACCACACUUCCGGGCUAUAUCAUAUGAGGUGCUCAAAAAAGCUGUCGGAUACAUGUCAUGCUUGGACGAGGCCAGCGCAAAAGAACUAGUACAUUUCUUAAAGUAUAUGCAGAAGGAUAUUUUUGCAUCGAAGGUUGAAUUAGUGAACAUGUACAUCACUUUCCACUUCGCGAGGAUACUUCAUACAAUAGGCAAAGAGACAAACAAUGGCAAAUAUAGCCCUCAGCUAGAGGACUUCGAACACUCAGAGAAACUUAAUCCCUCUUUAAACCAGGGAAGUGCGAAGAAAUUGGUGCAUACCAAUAUGAAUAUUUUCUUUGGCGGCAUAGUCAGACCGAUGACUUCAAGCGCUAAUAGUAAGGAUAUCCUUGCACUAAAUUAUAGGUUUAGCCCUGAAGACUAUGGAAAUGAGUGGCAUAUCAAGACGGGCGCCAGACUACUCCUCUGUCUCUAUGUGGCCAAUCAGUCGGCUUACAAGUGCCCUGUGUCGAACUUUUAUAACACUAUGAUCGAUUUUGUCGACUACAAGAGAGACUUUGAGCUUUGGCAAGAUCUAAGCAAACUUUCAGCUAGUCAUGAGAAAGAAAAUAGCGGGAGUUCUGGGCCACGCUACAGCCCGGUGCAAUUCACGAUAUGCCAAUGCCCCUUUUUGUUUUCUUUGGGUAUGAAAAUCUCCAUUUUAGAGUAUGAGACAAGGAGACUCAUGGAAUACAGCGCCGAGCAGGCCUUUUUAAAGGCGCUAGACAGAAAACAAGUGGUUGAUGUCUAUCUAAAGAUACGAGUCCGAAGAGAAUUUGUUACAACCGAUUCUCUUCGGAGCAUCCAAAACCAACAGAAGGACCUUAAAAAAUCAUUAAGAAUUGAAUUCGUGAAUGAGCCUGGCAUAGACGCUGGAGGAUUACGUAAAGAGUGGUUCUUAUUACUAACAAGGGACUUGUUCAAUCCCAACAACGGUCUAUUUGUUUAUGUACCAGAGAGUAGACUAUGCUGGUUUUCAAUCAUGGAGUCAAUCGAACACGAGCUACUACAGGGAGAGGGUAGCAGCAGCGAGUUAUACUACCUAUUUGGUGUUGUCCUAGGCUUAGCAAUCUAUAACUCCACAAUAUUAGAUCUCAAGUUUCCCAGAGCUUUCUACAAAAAGAUCUGCGGAGAGGUACUCUCCGUGAACGACUUUUUAGAAUUGUACCCAGAAACCGGCACAAAUAUGCUAAAGAUGCUUGAAUAUGAUGGAGAAGACUUCGAAGAUAUCUUUGCACUUACUUUCGAAACAUGCUUUCCUGACCGUUUCGAUGAAUCAAAAAUACAUUACAGGCAACUUUGUCCAGAUGGCUCCACACAGGCCGUUACCCGCGAAAACAAACACGAGUACUUCAGACUAUGGAUGGACUUCUAUCUCAACCGCUCAAUUGCCCCAGGUUUUGAAAGCUUUCGGAAUGGCUUCUUCCACGUCAUCGAGGGCAAUUCCUUCCGUCUAUUCGGCUCCGAAGAACUCGAACAGCUAGUGUGCGGCAGCAACGAGCAGAGUCUUGACGUCAGUAUGUUGCGCAGCGUCACCCGUUACCAGGGUGGCUUUGAUGAUAAUAGCCCUGUGGUACAGUGGUUCUGGGAGAUACUCUCAGAGAUGGAGUACCCGCAGCAACGCAAGCUUUUGCACUUCGUCACCGGGUCCGAUCGCGUACCUGCCACCGGUGUAACGACUAUUCCAUUUCGAAUUUCACGCAUCCGCUCUGGGGCAGACAGGUUGCCACUAUCUCACACCUGCUUCAAUGAAAUCUGUCUUCACGAGUACAAGGACAAGGAAACCUUGCGUAAUAAGCUUAUAAUUGCGCUUGAAGAGUCACAAGGAUACGGCUUUCGGUAA
This is a messenger RNA of Eremothecium gossypii ATCC 10895, 2520 nucleotides long. RefSeq names its product putative E3 ubiquitin-protein ligase HUL4 (gene HUL4). The record is from RefSeq and is marked provisional. The coding region runs from base 1 to 2520 and encodes 839 amino acids. Lineage: Eukaryota; Fungi; Ascomycota; Saccharomycetes; Saccharomycetales; Saccharomycetaceae. Gene Ontology annotation, biological process: proteasome-mediated ubiquitin-dependent protein catabolic process; protein polyubiquitination; positive regulation of protein catabolic process. Gene Ontology annotation, molecular function: ubiquitin-protein transferase activity. The transcript has a single exon.